AUGCUGUUGAUUCCUAAAAAAACUCCACAAGGUCGGGAGCCACAACCUCCAUUAUGGGAGGAGCCCAACAUUACCAAGGAAGAGUUUGACGCACGGAACAAAGCCCGAAGCAAGGUGUUCCAGAGUAAAUGGGAAAGCAUUCUUGCGAAGUACGCGGCAGUUCCAGAAGAGGACCAAGGUGACUUGAUCGAUCUCAUAACUGGCGAGGUUGUCGAGGAUAACGGUCAUUUACGGUCUAUGGAGACGGCCAAAGAAAGCGACAUCUGGAACUUGGAUUUUUGCGAAACAAUUCCACAGAAGAUUCAGCUUGCCAGGAAAAUACCACCAUACGAGUUGAAGUCCCCUAUAUCGCUGGAUAACCUCUCCUUAUUGGGUGGAAGUCCCCCAAAACGGUUUCACCGCCCAUACAAGCCGGCGGGUAUCGACUCUGACGACUUGAUGCUUCUUUCAACCUCCCCUGGGAAGCGACUACAUAAGGUUUCAAACACAGCUAGCCCUUUAAAAAGAGGCAAGGAGCAAGCUGUCACCCCCGAUGCCAUAGUGGAAGUUCCCACAAAGAGGUUUGAUAGACGGAACUCAGAGGGUAUCACCACAACCCGGCGGAAGGACUCGAUGGGUGUUACCACACCGCAGCGUAAGCUCUCUUCGAGGGUCACGACACCGAUUUCAGGAACUGCCUAUGCUCCCUAUCUGGGCGGUAUCGUUCCUUCCAUCUCCCGCACGACCGCGGCCAUUACAGGCUCCCGAGAAGACCUUACUGGAUCAGCGGUCUCUUCGGUCCGCUUUUACGGUAGAACCAUGGAUAUUGAGCCUCAAUUGCCGCCUCCAGAAUUUUUGCUUAAACUGAAAAAGAGCGAGACGUUUGCGCCGCUUGCUGCGAUUGAAGUUAUUGACUUACUGUCACCACUGCCAUAA
Babjeviella inositovora NRRL Y-12698 is the source of this 915-nucleotide messenger RNA. RefSeq lists its product as uncharacterized. The record is from RefSeq and is a predicted model, not a curated record. NCBI's taxonomy places the organism in Eukaryota, Fungi, Ascomycota, Pichiomycetes, Serinales. Gene Ontology annotation, molecular function: histone binding; protein heterodimerization activity. Bases 1 to 915 code for a protein of 304 amino acids. Gene Ontology annotation, cellular component: nucleus. The transcript has a single exon.